AUGCGGGGUCGUAAUGUACUCUUGUUGAUCCUGAUUGCCAUCGGAUUGAGGAUUUACCAGGUUUGGUGGACCUGGAAAGCCGUCUCAGAUGAUGAUUAUUACAGCCUGGGAUGGCGCGAUGUUGGAGCAACCACGACCAUUUACGUUAUUGAAAACGAUUUGGAAACAUGCAGAACACAAUUUCGGUUUUAUUGCAAGUGGCUAGAAGGUGCGUGUAGAAACGAAAGGUUUACACAGAAGAUGUCGACUGGAAGACACUACAAAAAUGUGUUUUAUUUUCACCAGGGUAAUGUGGACACUGAGUUCACCAGCCUCCUCAACAACAUUUCAACUGCCUGCAAUACCGAUUUUCGCAGCGUACAAGUUUUCACCAAGUACAACUGGUCUUUGUCCACUGUGGAAGGAUCAAAUGUUGUGGUUGCUAGUUGCGACGUAGAUGGCCCCUUUUUGCCCAAAUAUUUUUUGGGUUUGGGCUAUUCAUUCUGGACCGAUGCAUAUACAUCAAAAUUCCAGCACGGUGCUCGCUUCGUUGCAAACAUGGUGAAUUGUGAAGAUGGCGAAACAAAUCUGGUUCUACCGGUUGCAAUACACAAUUCUUUGCUGGAUCAGUUCGACGGCCAUCAUGAUAUCCUAAGUGGUCGCAACUUGUCACUGUGGUUUAAGCGGAGGCAAAUGUACAAAUCGGAGUCUGACAUUCAAUGGGCAUUUCUUGGUUUUCAUGCAGAAGGUAUGAAUUGGAAAAGGCUUUCACAGGCGCGAGUUUCUAUUUGUGAAAUCCAGCGCCAGACUCAGAGCCGCAGUGGGGCUCCGCACCCUUGGGAAGGACUUUUCCUCGAAACCAAAUUUGCAAAACAGCUCCCAACCAACUCUUUACGACUUUACAAGGAUGUAUCCCUGCGGCUCUUUGAAAAGAGUCGUGAGCCAGUGCCGAUCGACAGAACUCUUGUUGUGGUGGCCUUCCAGGAGAAGACUGAAGAGUGCAAGUCGAACAUGAUUUAUUUUUUGCAAGUUGCCGUGAUUCCAGAUGAUCUUGCAAAUGUGCCCCUGGACUAUAUCAUUGUUGUAAGUGGGGACACAACACUUCACUUUCCGAAGCUGAAGAACUUGCGUCUCAUGCAUACGUCCAGCCCAUGUUUUGAUUUUGGCCUGUGGGGCAUUGGUCUGAAGUCGCGGACCUUGGCCCAUACCACUUUUAUUCUCCUCAAUCCAACUGUUCGAGGGCCUUUCUUGCCAGCUUGGUACACAGCCCAUUGGUCUUCUUCAUUUCUCUCCAUGCUUGACAACAAAGUCAAAUUGAUUGGGGCGAGCAUGAAGUGUCCAGAGAGCUCUGAGGGACCCUUGAUUUAUGUGCUUAGUGCAGCAAUGGCACUGGACAAGAUUGGAUUACACAUGGGAUUGAAGGCUGGUGUUUUUGAUUGUGCAGCACAGAGCGACAUGCAAAACGAAGGACAUUUUGUACAAGUACUCAGAAAUGCUGGGUUGAGAGUGGAAUUUCAAUUAGAAACAGACUCAAAGAAAAGCUCAACAUGGCAGGGGAAUGGAUGCCUUCCCGUUCCCGAUGCAUUUCAUGACACAAAUCCUUUCCAUGGGUCAACUCCACAUCCAUUUGAACUCGUUUUCUACACCACCGGACAGAAGACGCAGACGCCAUUCAUGAACUUUUUGUCUGUCCAGACCUCUUUGUCAGUAGCACCCAAGCUUGUGGACUCCAAUUUCAUCGUCAUGUUGAGCCACACUUCCUCAUUGUUCGAAGAGUCUUCCCGCAUCCUGGUGGAAUUGGGCAGUAUCAUGGUGAAGAAUGGCUUUGACGUGCGAGUCUUGGCUCCUGACCAGGGUCCUUUGCAAAAGGAACUUUCCGAGAGGCGUGUGGCAACAGGCCUUUUGGAUUUGCAUCCAAGAUGGAAAGAAGAUGGAUUUGAUUUGCUGGGAUUGAUUCUAAGAGUUUUUUGGGAUCGUUUGCCAAGCACAGUGAUUUGCAACACUCUCUGGUGGGCUCGUGCACUUGCUUUAAUUCCACCAAUACGGGCACGAUCUCCUGCCUUUGUUCUUUUCGUACACGAAAAUGAGAUCAUUGUGCCCAAUUGGGCCGAAGAUUCUUUCGCAGUAUACAACAAAGACCGUAAACAUGUUGUGCCAGGCCUGCUCAGUGUGAAAUCACGGGAUUCUUGGUAUGGUGAGCCCGUGCCGGUGUUCGAUGGCCAAGACCGUAAGACAUUUCUGGCAAAUAUUGAUUCUGUGGUUUUUCCAGCAGAAGCAAGCAGGAAACUGUGGCUAGACUCUGACUCUGGGAACUUUCAAGAAAACUUCAAUGUAUUCAACAAUUUUUUGGAUUUUUCUGAUGUGCAUCACAGAGCUGGUGUAGGCUUGCACAGUCGUUUGGACACGGCACAUUCAGUCCAGAUGCAACCUGGACAACAAGGAAUUCUGCGCACAGUUCGAGCAUCUGUCCGGAAGGAGUUUGGUUACUCUGAAAACGCCUUCGUAAUGACAGUCACUGGUCCAAUCUGUGCACGGAAGAAUCAGCUCGCACUUCUGCAAGAUGGUGUGCUGAGUUUACUCAAUAGAUAUUUGUUUGAUCAGUGGAUGAUUUUGGUGAUUGGUAAGAUGGAUGAGUCUUCUUCAACAGAAUAUCUCAACAAAUUUUUGAGCAUGGCACAAACUGCUGGCUUGUCGAAGCACGUGCAUGUGCUUCCAUACAACCCAGCAGAUCUGACGUACACAGCUGCAGCUGAUUUGCAUGUGAGCGUUUCGCGAAUGGAGGUGAGUCCUCUAAACACCUUGGAGGCGAAGAUGCUCGGCAUUCCUGUGCUCAUGACACCAGCAGGUGGAUCAGCUGAGCAAAUGAUUGCCGACAAAAUCGAUGGCUAUUUGCUUCUAGAUUUUGAACAGCGCUCUUUGGAAGACGCAUUGUGGAGAAUAUUUUCUCAUAGAGAUCCUUUGGCUGCCAUGCACGAAGUUGGAUUGGCCGGUCAAGCGGUUGCCCUCGCAAUGUUUACAAGUGAAACAGCAGAGCCUCGAUUGACGCUUUUGACGAGUAAUAUUGUAACAGAUGUGGCUAAAAGCACUUCAAAUCCAUCAAACUCUUUGGUGGGGAUCAUGGUGCAACUUGAUGAUUCAGAGUCUUGGGUCAAGACCCAAAGCUGUCUGCGAAAGACUCUGGACCUGAUAUUUCAAGCCUCUGGACGAGCAAACGUCUACAUCACUACUUCUUUUCAAUGGAAAAAUCAUGCAAAGGCAACACAAACUUUGUAUAAACAUGCUGCCUUACAGCAUUUGUUGGUGUGGAGAUCAUACACAAGAUCCAGUGAAGGGCGUUUCUUGCAGCAAUUGCUCCUCACAAGACAGAUGCGAUUGAGCCACGACCUUUUGUUCAGAUUUUCUUCUGAGUCGCUUGACCUGGAUUCUGGCACGACAAAUUCGCUGUGUGGCACCAUGGGGAAAGGCCAAUCCAUUCUCCAGAUGUUCCGGGAUCGAUCUGACGUUGGAAUGCUGGGAAGAUCUCUGCCAGAUGGCAAGCGUUCUGCAUCCGCUGAUCGGGAAGUCAAGGAAGUCUGGAAGCUUCUUGAGAUGACUUCGAAAGUCAAUUCUGCAACUUUGUCAACCUUUGAUGCGAGUGCUUAUUGGGCGCGAGGCAAUCUGUCAGUUUGGAGUAGCCUCGUGAAGUUUUCACCCCGGCUCUUGGCCAAUAUGGGUCAAGUGAAUGUUGGAUGCCAAAAUAAGAGGUGCGAUUUGGAUGUUGGAUUGAAACAAGUCGUACCAACUCUGGCCGCUAUGACUACAAAGGUGAUUUCACCUCUGAAGAAGUAA
Cladocopium goreaui is the source of this 3807-nucleotide messenger RNA. The record is from the annotation of a GenBank genome assembly. NCBI's taxonomy places the organism in Eukaryota, Dinophyceae, Suessiales, Symbiodiniaceae.